Messenger RNA from Ostrea edulis (European flat oyster), 4988 nucleotides. Its product is annotated as cellular tumor antigen p53-like. Bases 1520 to 3115 code for a protein of 531 amino acids. Gene Ontology annotation, molecular function: protein binding; DNA-binding transcription factor activity, RNA polymerase II-specific; RNA polymerase II cis-regulatory region sequence-specific DNA binding. Gene Ontology annotation, biological process: protein tetramerization; apoptotic process; regulation of transcription by RNA polymerase II. NCBI's taxonomy places the organism in Eukaryota, Metazoa, Mollusca, Bivalvia, Ostreida, Ostreidae. Gene Ontology annotation, cellular component: nucleus. The record is from RefSeq and is a predicted model, not a curated record. The transcript is spliced from 12 exons.
UUGUUUUUUGUUUUUAUACAAGCGGUCAUUUCACCAUUUUCCUAAUUGCCCUUUAUAUAUCUUUGAUGUUUUCACAUUAGAUGACCAGCUUACCUUUGUAAUACAUAUAACUUGUCCCUGAGUCUAAUGAUCAUAUUUCUUUGAAAAAUUGUCAUGCUGCACUUUUGCGAAUUGAGUAGUAACGCUAGGCAACUACUAUUUUUUUGUCAGAUAAACAGCAGAAUAUUUGUUUUGUGUGGGCACGUCAGAAGCAUAAAUUUCCAUUAAAAAUUUAUAUAGAUAUCUGCAGUUUGAAAGAGAGCAUAAGUAGACAAAUUUUAUUCUUUACUAUUUUCUGGUUGAAAAAAAUCUCUAUAUAUAAUUAUGAUUAACUCUAUCUUGGCUGCAUUGAAUUCCAUUUGAAUAUUUACACAAGAUUUGAAAGACAUGUCAGGAAAUCAAUGGAACUUCAGCACAGUACUCUCUAUGCUGAAUAUGCUCAAAUCCCUAUGUUUACUAUGUUUAUAGUGUUAAGUUGGUUACGUGUCUGUCAGAACUGUAUUCAACACAUCUCUGUGUAUUAAUCUGAAAAUAAGCUCAUUUAUUUUCUGUUUGUCUUUAACUGUAUAAAGACUCGGCAUACAACAGAAAAUUUGAUAAAGAGUGUAAAACCCAUUGGAUGCAAAGCCAGAUUUUGUUUCCUGUUAAUCAUUCCUUUCAACCUUACUCAGUGCUUGCUGAAUUAUAAAUGAAAGUCUAAAUCUGAUGAUAAUCAUUGUGCGUGUUUAAUAUUAGACCACUGGGGGUAUAUAUCUGUAUUUCUCCUACCAGCUGACACACUUUGUUGGUUUAAUUAGUUGUAAGACCAUUACUUGGAUGUGCUAAAAGGACAUUGUUAAACUGGGUUUGUAUUGCAUUAGCUAAUCAUGCAUUUAAUGUUAUAUUACUGCAAAACUGGGUUAAAUAUUUACAAGUAUGGAAGACUUUAAAUGGAGUUACCUGAGGAGUAUACACUCAUUGUUUGCACAGCCUUGUUGUCUGAUCUAAACAAAGCCAUGCUGCCAUGCUAUAUAUAGAAUUAAACCAUGUAACCAAGACAACAGAAUGCCACUUUCAAUAAUGUACAGUUCCACCAAGAAAUGAUUUCAGAAGCUAUUAAAAAUGUAUAAACCUAAGAAAAAAAGGUACAAAUUGUAAAUGAGGUCAUGCAUAACAAAUGUCCAUUUAAAUCAAUCUUUUGUUCCCCCCUUUGCGUCACCUUAAAGUAGAGGCAUUAUCAUAUUAUAAAUACUUAUUGAUCACCAGGUAUUGAACUCUGCCAAUAUCUACGUGUUCAGGCAGGUAGAUUGUCGCAUGGACUUUAUACAAGUUUGUACCUGCGUACAGGCAAAUGUUUUAUUCACUAUAAACUAGUUUACAAUUUGAAAUGCUUUUGUGAGGAGUAUUUUUACUUUUAACUUUUUGUGAUAUUUAUUUCAAGAAGUACAGGCAGUGUACUGUGAUAGCUAGCUUAUUUUUUAUUUAUCAUCAUCCGUCCAAAAUGAUUAAAUUUGAAAGAACUGGAUUUACUACCUACAGGCUAAACCCCAUCAUUCCACAGUCCACAGCUUCGUCAAUGAGUCCAGAUUCCCAGACUGGUAUAAUAGGCAGCAGCACAGCGUCGUCCCCAUACAAUGAUACCAUUACAUCACCGCCGCCAUAUUCGCCCCACACAAGCAUGACAUCACCCAUACCCACUGUACCAUCAAACACUGACUAUGCAGGGGAUUCUGGAUUCCAGAUAAGUUUUUCACAACCAUCGAAAGAGACCAAAUCAACCACAUGGACGUACUCCGAAUCAUUGAAAAAGCUCUAUGUGAGAAUGGCCACAACUUGCCCGGUCAGAUUCAAGACACAGAGGCAGCCACCAGCAGGAUGUAUUAUUAGGGCUAUGCCCAUAUUCAUGAAACCAGAACAUGUUCAGGAACCUGUCAAACGUUGCCCUAACCAUGCAACAUCCAAAGAAAAUAAUGAAAAUCAUCCUGCCCCUACACAUUUGGUGAGAUGUGAGCAUAAACUAGCCAAGUAUACCGAAGAUUCCUACACGUCUCGCCAGAGUGUGAUCAUACCCCACGAGCAGCCACAGGCUGGAUCUGAAUGGGUCACCAACCUGUUCCAGUUCAUGUGUCUGGGGUCCUGUGUGGGAGGCCCUAACAGACGACCCAUCCAGAUUGUUUUCACUUUGGAACGAGAUAAUCAAGUACUGGGAAGACGUGCUGUGGAGGUGAGAAUCUGUGCAUGUCCUGGUCGAGAUCGCAAAGCAGACGAGAAGGCUUCCCUCCCACCAGCCAAGCAAUCCCCCAAGAAGGUUGGGAGCAAGAUUUCAUAUGGUACAGAAAUAACCACUAUAUUGCCAGGGAAGAAGCGCAAAUUAGAGGAUGGGGGAGAUGAAUCAUACACUUUAACCGUUCGAGGAAAAGAAAACUUUGAAAUUCUCAGCAAAUUGCGAGAUUCAUUGGAACUGGCUUCCAUGGUUCCACAGAACCAGGUUGACCGCUACAAGCAGCAACAGAUCGACGUUAACCGACAGUCCACGGUAAUGGCUGUUCCAAGUCGCGAUACAGAAGUGGUUGUGCAGACAGAGACUAGACAGGCUUCCCUCCCUUUUACUCCGGAGGUAGCCAAUCAGGUUCAGGUGUCAUCCUCACAAAAUGGUGCUGUCCAGGUGAUCCCCAUAGAGAAUGGGGAUGCCCAGAUUAAAGAGGAACUGUUGAAUGGCACAGACAGCAGCAUUGCAAGUUGGCUUACCAGCAUGGGUCUCUCGGCAUAUAUUGACAAUUUCCAUCAGCAAAAUCUCAUUACCAUGAGUCAGUUGGAAGAUUACACAUUAGAGGACCUCCAGAAAAUGAAGAUAGGAACCGCACACCGUAACAAGAUCUGGAAAGGCUUGGUCGAGUACAAGAACACGGUGAACUGCUUGAUACCAGAGUCCUUGCAACAUGAGUCGAGCACAGCUUCUGUUGUAAGUCUGAACUCCCAGAGUUCCAUAUCACAGAGCUCCAAUUACUGUCCGGGGUACUACGAAGUCACCAGAUACACCUUCAAGCAUACAGUGUCUCUGACUCGUGAGACCAAGAGGCCAAGGACUGAUGACUGAAUACCACAGUGUUCAGAGAUUAUACACAACGAUCAGUGCUGUAUUAAAAAUCAGGUCCCAAUUAAAAACCGGGUCCGUAUAGGUCACAAUAUUAAUGCUUACUUGUAUGCAAAACCAAGGAGGUUCUCGAGAUAGGUUUUGUUAAUAAUGACUUCUGUUUUACUAUGUAGAGAAGUUACGAAGAAUUACUUUUCAAAACAGGAUAUGUUUUAACGUCAUGUUUUUUAAUAUCUGGAAUUGCAGGGUUAAUUCCCUCACUGAAUUUUGUUGUUGACAUUUUACGUGUAUAUUUAUGUGUUGAAUAGAGUUAGCUUUUGAACAAGAGUACAGACUCUGUAGAGGUCUUAUUUGCUUUCUGUUUUGCUAGAAUUAAAACAGUUUUGUUUUUGUUUGUUUUUGAUGUUAAUUUAAAAGAGAUAUAUACAAUGACAAAACUAUAAUGGUGUUCAAAGUUCAUUGUGAACAAACUACUUCUGUGUUCAGUGAUGCAAUUACAUUGAUAUCAUCAUCAUUAUGUCAUCCUGCAUUUUUACAUCACAAUGAAAUUACAAUGGUGCAAUUAAAGUAUUCCAUUUUUCAUAUCAUUUUAAUUUAAAACACGUUGACUUUUUAUGGACUCAUUUUCUUGUUGGCCUUUCUAGGAUUUAUACAUCAGCAGACAAAUAUUGUUCAUUUGUGAAAUAUUUUGGAUACUUCAGUGUUAUUGAAUUAUUGCCAUUUUCUACUCGCCUUUUCAUAUUAUCAUUUGCAUCACAUACAACAAACAAGUCGAGAAACUCUCCGUCCAGUUUCUUUAUCUUUUCUGUUACCAAUUUCUGAAAGAAAUAAAGUCGAUGUUGUUGCGCAAUAUUCAAUUUAUAUGUAUUUGUGUGUACCACUGUCAGUUGCUGUGUAGUAUACUUAAUGAGUGACAGUUUAUUACAUUUUAAUUAUUACAGCUGAUCAAUUCAAAUGUGAAGGAAUUGAACAAAGUCUGUAGUACAUUCCUUCAAACUAACUUUAUUUCUAGUAUUUACCAUUUGUUUGAAUGACAGUUUUAGUAACAAGGCUUUUAUCAAUAAAUUUGUAAUCUUUUUUAUUAAUAGGUAUUCGCCUUAUUCAAGAACACUGCCUUUGAAAAUUAUAGAUUAAUUGCAUUUGUCACUAUAUUUUUGAAAUCUGAUUGGAUAGCUCAUUAUAAAUUUGUGGUCAUGUAAACGUUUGAUAUUUUCCUUACAGUAGGUAUGGAUUUAAUGUUAGAAAGUGUUCGGAUUUCGAGUGUGCAAUUGUUGACAUUGUGCCUUAGGAUGUGUAUACAGGUUAGAUACAAUCACCUUGGCAGACAGUUUCUUCUCACUUCUUGUCACAGGGUCAGACAUUAACAAAGUAGAAACAUACAAGUGCCCCACCUUGUCAUUUCUAGAGCUGAGGAACUGUCAGCGAGUAUAUCGCUAUUACACAAUGAUACACUGUCCUCGGUUAUGUUGAGACGUCCUAUUGCACUUCCAACAAUACUUUGCUUGUGUUCUCUUCCAAUAAAUGUUCUAGUAUUCUGAUGUAUAUAAGAUGUAUUUAUUUCUUUUGUUGAGAAUUUAAACAUAUUUUUUAAUGUAACCCAAAACUACAAGUUAAAAAAUAUAGAACUUUAUAUGGCUGUCAUCUCUGUGUUUUUGUGCUGAUUUUCAAGAUAUGUGAUGAUUGUGUGGAGCAUGUUUCUAUGGUUUUAUAAUCUAUUGAUGAGGUAUUGAAGUUCUCUGUGAAUUGUUGACUGUACAUACCUUGCAGAUUCUAUGGAGCUUAUCUUGAAUAAUUAUAUAAUAUAAAUUAUGAGUGAGAAAAGUUUUAUACUUUGUUUUACAAUAUAAUUAUAUAAAAUAAAACAAUUAAGAAUAUA